Messenger RNA from Frankliniella occidentalis (western flower thrips), 1894 nucleotides. RefSeq names its product aromatic-L-amino-acid decarboxylase-like. The record is from RefSeq and is a predicted model, not a curated record. Gene Ontology annotation, biological process: amino acid metabolic process; catecholamine metabolic process. NCBI's taxonomy places the organism in Eukaryota, Metazoa, Arthropoda, Insecta, Thysanoptera, Thripidae. The coding region runs from base 181 to 1758 and encodes 525 amino acids. Gene Ontology annotation, molecular function: aromatic-L-amino-acid decarboxylase activity; pyridoxal phosphate binding. The transcript has 10 exons.
UGUGCAAGUCGUGCCGAAAGAGAAUCCGGUAGUGGGGGUCCAAGGAGCCGUGCUGCAUGCCGCCUGGUUCUUUUGGAAAAGCUGUGGAAUAAGCAGUCGGUGAGUGACAGGGUGCCUGGAGAGACCUGGAGACGCCUGGAGGCGACAACUGAGCAGUUCAGAAGAGACGAAGUGGACGACAUGGCGACCACCGGCGACAUGAGCCCCGACGAGUUCCGCGAGUUCGGCAAGGCGGCCGUGGACUUCAUCGCCGACUACAUCGGCAACAUCCGCGACCGGCCCGUCCUCCCAGCCGUGGAGCCGGGCUACCUGGCGCCGCUGCUGCCCGCCGAGUGCCCGCAGGACCCCGAGCCCUGGCAGGAGGUCAUGAAGGACCUGGAGGCGCACAUCAUGCCCGGCGUCACGCACUGGCACAGCCCCUCGUUCCACGCCUACUUCCCGACAGCCAACUCGUUCCCGGGCAUCGUCGGCGAGAUGCUGAGCGCCGGCCUCGGCGUCAUCGGCUUCAGCUGGAUCACGAGCCCCGCCUGCACUGAGCUGGAGGUGAUCGUCGUGGACUGGCUGGGCAAACUGCUGGGGCUCCCGGAGGAGUUCCUGCACAGCGGCCCCGGGUCCGGCGGCGGAGUCAUCCAGGGUUCGGCGAGCGAGGCGACGCUGGUGGCCAUGCUGGCGGCGCGGGACCGUAUGGUGCGCAGGGUGCGCCAGGACCACCCCAAGCUGUCGGACGGCGAGAUCAGAGCCAAGCUCGUGGCCUACACCUCCGACCAGGCCAACUCGUCGGUGUGGAAGAGCGGCUUGCUGGGGGCGAUGCCGAUGCGCCAGCUGCCCACCGACGCGGACGGUGCGUUCAGAGGCGACGUCCUCGAGGCAGCCAUCCGCAGCGACCGACAAAAGGGGCUCAUCCCCUGCUAUGUUGUGGCUACCCUGGGGACGACGGUGACGUGCGCGUUCGACAACCUGGAGGAGCUCGGACCUGUCUGCAAUCGGGAGGGACUCUGGCUGCACAUCGACGCGGCGUACGCGGGCGCCGCUUACGUCUGCCCCGAGAUGAGGCACACCAUGGCCGGGGUGCAGUACGCCGACUCCUUCGACAUGAACCCGCACAAGUGGCUGCACGUCAACUUUGACUGCUCCACCAUGUGGGUGAAGAACGCCAACGACCUGGAGAACGCCUUCAACGUGGACCCGGUCUACCUCAAGCACGACAAGCAAGGGGUCAUGCCAGACUACAGGCACUGGCAGCUCCCGCUGGGCCGUAGGUUCCGCGCCCUCAAGCUGUGGAUGGUGUUGCGCACGUACGGCGCGCGCGGGCUGCAGGCGCACAUCCGCAAGCAGGUCCAGCUGGCCGCCGACUUCGAGGAGCUGGUGCACCGCGACGCGCGCUUCGAGGUGGUCAUGCCCGCUCGCUGCGGGCUCGUCUGCUUCAGGAUGGUGGGCCCGUGCGCGCGCACCCAGGAGCUGCUGCGGCGCGUGACCGCGCGCAAGACGCUGUACAUGAUCGCGGCCAGCGUGCGCGGCCAGGCCGUGCUCCGCUUCGUCGUCUGCAGCCGCCUGACCGAGCUCGAGGACGUGCAGCGGUCCUGGGCGGAGAUCGCGGCGCAGGCCGAGGCCGUGCUGCAGGCGGAGAGCGUGGCCGCGGCCCUGGCGCCCGCGCCGGCCCUGUGCGACCCCAGCAGGCCGAUGGGCAAGAGCCCCAGCGUCGUCCACAACAUGCUGGGCUCGGCGGGCAACACCGCGGACCCGCAGCACACCGUCUGAGGGCUUGGUGGCUUGCAAGGCCGACUCUCCCGAUGCCGCGUUGAUGUGUCGGGAAAUAUUAUUGUUUUGUUUGUUUGUUUUGAUUUAUAUUUUGUUAUUUUACGAAAUAAAACACGUUUGUAUUAAUGUGCAGCAA